This is a messenger RNA of Formica exsecta, 1498 nucleotides long. RefSeq names its product allatostatin A (gene Apime-ASTA). Lineage: Eukaryota; Metazoa; Arthropoda; Insecta; Hymenoptera; Formicidae. The record is from RefSeq and is a predicted model, not a curated record. The coding region runs from base 317 to 907 and encodes 196 amino acids. The transcript has 3 exons.
CGGCGUCGCGACGCUCUCGCUGUCAUUCCCGCGCGCAGCACCCAAGUCGCGGUACCCGGCGUCGGACGUCGUCGUCGUCGUCAUCGGUGACUCACGGAGGACACUCCACUCGUAGCGUACUCUCGCAAUCACGAAACGUGAUAACAAACGGGAGAAUCGUGCGAACGAGAGUUUCAUCUCCGCGAGAAACGCGACAGGAAGCUCCCCAUCUUUCAGCGGCUUUGAAGAGAUACCCGCGUACUCUUGUCUCCCCAACAGGACCUGCAGAAAAUUGCGCCGAUAGUUUCGCAGCAACAGAUAGAUCCGAAGUAGCAUCAUGAAGUCUAAGACGAGUCUGAUCGCUAUGAAAAUCAUUAUGUUCUACCUGUUGAGCGUCGUUGGGCCAUCAACAGCGGCAGUAGAGGAGGCACCGGUCUCGUCUUUGCAUAUUCCACGAUUGAAUCCGUUAUCGGGCAGCUUGGAGUACGACAAACCCUCUGAAAAAAGGGCGUAUGCUUACAUCUCCGAGUACAAGAGGCUACCUCUUUACAACUUCGGUAUCGGAAAGCGAUGGAUCGACAAUAGCGAGGAUAAACGGACGCGACCGUUCUCGUUCGGUAUCGGAAAACGUCUCAGGGACUACAGGUUCGGCAUAGGGAAGCGUAAUAAUGGAUAUCGUCCCCUGAGUAUGGACUAUUUCUCGGUUGACAACAUGGAAGGCUAUCAUUCUCGCGAGGAUAACCUGGACGACUUUAUAGACGACAAACGCGGCGGCCAGCCCUUCAGCUUCGGCAUCGGGAAACGAGGCUGGAAGCUGGCAACGGGUGAAAUGGCCGUAUCCGGAAGGAGACCAAACGACGUCGUCGGCUCGAAAUAUCUACUCGGUUUAGGCAAAGAAUUAAACGAGGACGAAAAUCUAGUCCAAUAAAGCGUUCUUAUCGGGAAGCACGGAUUGUUCUCUUCCGCGGUCGUUGUAAUCCCUGGACGAUCGCAGAACAUAAUAUAUGCGCGCGAUUCAUUUCUUUCCGAAAAUAUUGGCAAAACGCGAAUAUUGGCGGAAAGCGGUUAAAAAAAUAAUAUAACUCAUUGAUUUUGUUACAUAUUGCCAUCGGGUUUUAAUAUAUAGUAAUAUAAAUUUGUUAUAACCGUAUCAAUAUUCUAUAUUGUACAAUAUAUCAAUAUUCUAUUAUAUAUUGUACAAAUAGUUAAGUAACACAUUUACUGAUAAAUUAAAUAAUAAAUCUUUUUAUUUUUCCGAUAAAUGAUAAAUUUAAAUUUAUUCAGAAAUUAAAUUUAUUCAGAAAUAAUAAUGCAGCUAUUUUAAUAAAUAUUUCUCUGAACGCUAAGAACAAAACCGAUCGUCCGUGGAAGUUAAAAGCGAUAAUGAGAUCUCGAAAUCUCUUUUUUUCCAAAAUUUGCUGUAAAAUUCGUGCGUCUACAAUUUAACAUCCACUUGUAAAUGUUAAAAAAAUGGCAGUACUUUAACGGAGAUAUCGUAGAAAAAUUCUUUUGGAUCUUU